Equus caballus (horse) is the source of this 3304-nucleotide messenger RNA. The record is from RefSeq and is a predicted model, not a curated record. Lineage: Eukaryota; Metazoa; Chordata; Mammalia; Perissodactyla; Equidae.
CCCUUAAACUUGUCUUCCUAGCUUCCCAAGAUUACAUACACAAAUCACUUGACAAAAGUGGUGCAAGGGUCUUGUGCAUAGAUAACCACGCAAGACAAUUGUCUUGUUCUAACCCUUAAAGAGUUCCGCAAAGUGAAAUGUUUUAUAAUCCUUUUUUGUGCAGUGGGCAAGGAAGAAAAGAAAAGAGUUUGGGCAAAGAUUAUCCAGAAGAAAGAAAGAGACUCUUUUGGGGUUCCAGUUGAAACACAAUAAAGAACAUAAUUAACUUCACAAUUCUUUGUGUUUUUCAUUUGACUGCAGGGAGGAGAUGAAAGAGGACUGCUAAGCCUUGCAUUCCAUCCCAAUUACAAGAAAAAUGGAAAGCUGUAUGUGUCUUAUACCACCAACCAAGAGCGGUGGGCUAUCGGGCCUCAUGACCACAUUCUUAGAGUUGUGGAAUACACAGUAUCCAGAAAAAAUCCCCAUCAAGUGGAUCUGAGAACUGCCAGAGUCUUUCUUGAAGUGGCAGAACUCCACAGAAAGCAUCUGGGGGGACAGCUGCUUUUUGGCCCUGAUGGGUUUUUGUACAUCAUUCUCGGUGAUGGGAUGAUCACACUGGAUGAUAUGGAAGAAAUGGAUGGAUUAAGUGAUUUCACAGGUUCGGUGCUCCGGCUGGAUGUGGACACAGACAUGUGCAGUGUGCCGUAUUCCAUACCGAGAAGCAACCCGCACUUCAACAGCACCAGCCAGCCCCCGGAAGUGUUUGCCCACGGCCUCCACGAUCCAGGCAGAUGUGCUGUCGAUCGACAUCCCACUGAUAUAAACAUCAAUUUAACAAUACUUUGUUCAGACUCCAAUGGAAAGAACAGAUCAUCAGCCAGAAUCCUACAGAUAAUAAAGGGGAAAGAUUAUGAAAGUGAGCCAUCACUUUUAGAAUUCAAGCCAUUCAGUAAUGGUCCUUUGGUUGGUGGGUUCGUUUACCGAGGCUGCCAGUCUGAAAGACUGUAUGGAAGCUACGUGUUUGGAGACCGUAAUGGGAAUUUCUUAACUCUCCAGCAAAGUCCUGUGAGCAAACAAUGGCAAGAAAAACCGCUCUGUCUUGGCAACAGUGGUUCCUGUAGAGGUUACUUUUCAGGUCACAUAUUGGGAUUUGGAGAAGACGAAUUAGGUGAAGUUUACAUUCUAUCAAGUAGCAAAAGUAUGACCCAGACUCACAAUGGAAAACUCUACAAAAUCGUAGAUCCCAAAAGACCUCUAAUGCCAUUCAUUUCAAAGUAAUCGUUGUUAUUCCAUUAUAUUCAUCAAAGUUGAUAUGCUUUUGCCAGCUUCCUGGUAGUGUUAUAAUUCUCCCUCCUCCUCACAAAAGUCUUUUCCUCUUCAUCUGGCUUGUUUAGUCUGUUGGUGGUGAGUUGAGGUGAAUUUUACACCUUCAAUCCAUUAUUAGUGUCUAAUUACCAGGGUGGCCAUAAGGGACCUUGGCUUUGUGAUCUUAGGGCCUCCUCUCGUAGGGUGGUCUCAGAGUGACAUACCUGAAAGGCCUGACUUCUCAUUAUGGUGCCUGUUUCUGGUGAGUUGUGUCAUGUGUGGGGCCAGGGUUAAGAUUUGUGUUUGGUUUUCAGAAGGUGGGGGGCGUAACAGAGUCCCAAAGUCACCGUCCUUGUACACAGGCGUAGGCAUAAAUUUCAAAAUUAAACUGACUAUAAGAAAACAAAUGUUUUCAUAAACAUUUGUUGGGGGCCUCAUGCUGUUUCGAUUUGGAUGCCAACGUUCAUUCUUACAGCAUUUCUCCCUAGAUGAUCUGAAGUUCUGAAUAAGCAGACGCGUUAGUGUAUGUGGACAGGAUUAUUUUGGAAACACAAGCUAAUUACUAGCCUGGCAGCAUUCAGGGUGUCUGCUUCAGAGCAAAAUUGUUUUUCUAAAACUUCUGAGGGAGAAUUUGAAGAGCCUCAUCUUCUGAAAAAAUAAUAUAUAGACAUUUCUUGUUAUAUCAAAAAUCUAAUUCAAAUUAAAAUCUUAGGUUAUUGUAUUGGGGAGGAGCCCUAGACUUGUUAGAAUAAUGUUUUCAGAAUGACUUUCAAACAUCAAUUGACGUAUGGCCCUAGAAGAGAAUAAUAACAAAUUAUAAAAUUUUUAUAUUCUAUAUUACGUGUCAUAGAAGUUACAUUCUUACUCACCAUACGAUUUAUGUUUUUCCUGCUUUUCCCUAAACACAUGCACACUCACAUACAAGAAAGAUAAGGGAGUUUAGAAACCAUAUGCAAUAUUCUUAAGUCAUUUUUGGCAAGAGCAAAUGAGGUUCCAACAUUGUCACCUCAGUCUGUAAGGACAGUUUGCUCUAAGGCUAUAUGUUACAUAAUCAUUUAUGUAAGUUUAAAAUCAUUUGCAGUGUGCACCCUUGUCAGAAAAGAAUGGCAAGAUAACUUAUUAUAAAAAUCAAAUGCCAUUAUUUAUAAGGAAAAAAAUGAAAAUUUAUUAAGAAUAUAAUCAACUUUCUCUAAAGCUUAACUAGAACUCAGGAGUUAUUUAAGGAAAAAAGCAGAAAAGAAAUGAAUUUUGCCUCCAUGUUAGAACGUUGAACACACUUCAGGAAUACCUUCAGAGGCGGAGCAGUUGCAUCUCAUGGCAGAGUGGAGUGAAGAUCAAGUCAAUACCAAUUCCCCAACUUGCUGGGCCAACUUAUUGGGUCCCAAGAAAUCUGUGUUACUGGGUUCUGCAUGCCCUGGUGUGGGGAGCUCCUUCAACCAGCAGUUCCAGAAAACAGAUUUCAAUACAUUGAGCCCAAGAGCUGGGCAAUAAUUUUAGUUUCACUUAGUUGUGCCAUCUGAGACUAGUCAAGACGAGGAGCGAGUCUGUCCGGGUAGGACAAGGAGUCAAUUGGUCUUGUCUCUGAAUGCUUCUUAAUGUGGGACCCUGCACCUCAUUUCACCGUACUGUGCCCCAUUGCCCAUCGAUAAAGUGUGGACUUAUUUCUGCGGAGCUCUGUGAAGAUAAUUAAGGAAUAUAUUUAAAACGUAUUAAACUCUUUAGUAUUGUUGCUGUUCAUUCCAUGCAUUCGAGAAUUAUUUUCAGGUGAUCUCUCAACUUUUAAGGUUGUCUUAGUUCCAAACUUGGGAUAAAGGUGUGCAUGGAGCUUUAAAGAGCUCUUAAUACCUAGUGUUCAAAUGUCCAAGUCAUGCAUUGGAUGCUUGCUGUUUAUUCAGUCUUUUCAGAAUCAAACAAAUGCUCCUGAAGGUGGAAAUUAAAGAAUUCUAACAGAGUUAUGAACUCUCCAAGCUUCACUUUUUUUUUAAAGAUUUUACUUUUUUUCUUUUUUCUCCCCAAAGCC